This is a messenger RNA of Toxotes jaculatrix (banded archerfish), 1092 nucleotides long. Its product is annotated as small cell adhesion glycoprotein homolog. Lineage: Eukaryota; Metazoa; Chordata; Actinopteri; Toxotidae. The record is from RefSeq and is a predicted model, not a curated record. The transcript is spliced from 4 exons. Bases 113 to 427 code for a protein of 104 amino acids.
UGUGUGUGUGCGCGUGUGUGUGUGUUGUACAGCAUGUUCUCUGUUGUGUUUCUUGACGUUCAUCUUGGCGAAUGAGGAGCUGCCUGCAGAUUCUGAUCUGGUUGACGUCAGCAUGGACUCCCAUCUGGUUCCCACGUCAACAGAAACACACACUCCUCCUCCAGAGGUUGUGACCGAGACAGCGAUAAAAGCCAUCGACUCAGACGAGGAAAACUUUGCAGCCUUAGCUGGAGGGGCCAUUGCUGCAGUGCUGCUGGUCCUGACCUGUGUGAUAGCCAUGUUACUGUGGUGCCUGUCCAGACACAAAGGCUCCUAUGUCACGAAUGAGAUGGACGAGGACGAGGACGACAACGAGGAUGACGAGUCUGUCGGUUCUGAUAUAGAGCUCCAAACCAAGGAACCUCUGAACAUCAAAGAGGAAGAGUGAUGUAAAAAAUAUUAAUAAAUAAGAACGAAUGUCAAAUACGGACUUGAGAUGCGCAGUCGGGGACAAAAGAGCUUUGUGGCUUUGUAACAGUGACAAGAUGUGAAACAGAAUUUUUUUCAGAGUUGUUAUUUUCUAAAAGGAGCCAGUUUCUUAACGCUGCACUAAGCAACUUUGUACUUUGGCGUCACUAAACGGCAGCGACACUAACUGUGAGUUACAGAGAUCAGUCUCCCUGUAAUGUGUCGGCCCAAUUUAUGAAUUUAAAUGUUGUAAAUGGCUGUUGCAUCAAUUUACACAGUUUUCCAAUGUGAUUCCAAUGUGACUGAAUCACAUGUUAAAAACUCCUCCUGCCGACACAGAUGCUGCUGGUUUCUGAAGCUUUCACAGCUCCUGUAACUCCUCCACCAGACAAAUUAGAUUUUUACAGCAAAAUAAAUUUCCUUUACUUUUUAAAAGAAGCUGUGAGGCCAAACUAAUGAACUUGCCAGAUGCUGAUAAAUAUUUACCGGCACGGUCAUUUCCCACCCAGGCCGCUGUCACAUUUUAAGCUCAAAGACCAACUAACUGCAGUUAGACAGAUAGGGAAUCGUUUUCUCACUUUUUUUUUGCAUAAAUAGAAAGACAAGGUGAUAAAACACAAGGUGAAAAGGGUCCAAGCCUUUAAA